AUGUCCUAUGAUGAAAAUGAUUCGUUAUCGAUUUCAAUUCUUAAUGGAACAACUAAUGCUACAAAUCCUACACAGGCUGUUUUGAUUGCGUUUCAAAUAGGUCGUACAAUAUCUUGUCUUUGUAUAGUCGGUGGUAUUCUUGGUAAUAUAACACUUAUUUUCACAAUUAGUCGUUCAUCAUUUUUAUACUUUCCUUAUGGUCUUUUACUUUUAUUUAUUUCAACAUUCGAUAUAAUUCGUCUUAUAUCAACAAUAAUUUAUUAUUUACUGCAAGGAAAUAUAAUUCCAUUAACAUUAUCAACUUUAACAAUCUAUGUAACAUUAUAUCGUUAUCCAAAAAAUGUUACAAAUUGGUUAAAAGUAUUUUUAGCAAUUGAAAGAUUUAUUGCUGUUAAAUAUUGGAUUAAAAAUCGUUAUAAUAUUCAUUCAAAUCAUGCCAAAACACUCAAUCGUUUACGACAACGAAAACUUCUAUUAAUAAUUCUUAUUUUACUUCUAUGUAGUUUAAUAAGUCAACAUCCAAAUUUGAUUCCAUAUCGUUUUAUAUCAACACGUAUUGAUCCAUUACGUUUACUUAUUGUUAAUAAACCUAAUCCAAAUUUUUAUUAUGCUAAUCAUUUAUUUAAUGGUAUUUUAUUUACUAUAAUUAGUUAUAUUAUACUUGAUGAUCUCUUACCAAUUAUAAUAUUAAUUAUCUGUAAUACAUGUCUUCUAUAUCAAAUAAGACGUUUACCAACAAUCACAAGUAAAAAAUUAGCUGAUUCAAUAUAUAUCCUAUUUUUUCUAACAAUAUUUUCAAUAUUUAUUAUACCAAGAUCAUUUCUAGUUGUCUUUAAUUUAUAUACAAAUCCCGAAUAUAUUAAUGAUACGAUUAUUUCAGUCGUAUUUCAUUCAUUUCAAGGUCUUGAAAUGAUUAAUAGUGCAAUUACGGGUUAUACAUGUUUUUUAAGUUGUCGUGCAUUACGUAAAGAUUUAAUACGAAAUCUUCAAAUAAUAUUUCAUCGAAAUAACAAUGUAUUAAAAUCAUCUAUAAUUGAAUUAAAAACUGUAUCACAAGAACGUUCAUAA
Messenger RNA from Adineta steineri, 1068 nucleotides. The record is from the annotation of a GenBank genome assembly. Lineage: Eukaryota; Metazoa; Rotifera; Eurotatoria; Adinetida; Adinetidae.